AAUUAAUGAUUCCAUAUAUAUUUUCAACGCAUUUGAAAGAUGAAAUUAUGAGAAAAUUUCUGUAAUUACCCUUCCCACUCAAGGCGCUAUAAAUAUCAACCAACCGCCAGAAUCAUCUUAAAAUAGAAUCCGACUUUCCUUGACCCAUACAACAGGUUUGUUCGUUACGGUGCAAUACAUAAAUCUAGAAACCAGGGGGUAACCAUAACAACAAAAGCGGUUUGAAAACAAAGAAUAAAAAAAGUCCAACUGGUUCAGACAGAAUACAUUCCAAUGGGAAAUGCUACGAACAUGGUAGAUUAAAAAGAAGAAAGAGCGACAUUAAAAUUCUUUCCUGUGCCUGUCCUCCAUUCAAUGUACCGACAUAUCAGAGCGUCAAUACGUAGGUCAUUAGCUUUUCAUCGUACACCUUUUGUGAGCUGUCCGAGUUCUUUUUUAUGGGAUUCCAUUUUUUCGUUCUACCUUGCGUGGGUCGAUCAGAGACAUCGGAGUGAGUUUGUUCCAUGGGACACACCUUCUAGCUUGUGGUGAAACUGUACCAUUCCAGGUACUCUAUGCUUGCCUAUUCUAACUAACGCUUGUCAAUCACUAACCGCUGUUUGCAUCCUCAUUUGGCUAACGAUAAAGAUAACGAUAAGAUAAGAUAAUAAGAAAAUUUCGCGCGCAUGCGCGUUCUUCUCAUUUGUCGCCAGUCGUUGAAUUCCAGUCUGGAACAGUCGCUGCACAGAAAUGGAGUUCGUGCUAGGGGGUUUCUCGUCCUGCUGUGCCGUACUCUUCACAAAUCCGUUCGACGUCCUGAAGACUCGUCAACAGCUGGAAGGAGAACUCCUGGCCAAAGGCAGCGUCAAAAAUCGUGCCUAUCGAGGCCUAGGGCAGUCGAUUGUGACGGUGGUCAAGACCGAUGGAUUACGAGGCCUUUAUAAGGGAUUACCCGCUGCUGUCCUGUAUCAAUUUUCGAUGAAUAGCCUUCGACUGGGCACCUACCAGACGGUGGAUAAUCUCGGUUGGACCCGCAGUGACAACGCACUUUUGACGCCUUUCUUAUCAGUGUUUUGGGGUGGCAUCGCCGGAAUCAGCGCGUCGGUUUCCUGCCCGUUUUAUGUAAUCAAAACACAAAUGCAGGCUGUUAGCAGUGGGAGCUAUACGACAAAGUUCCAACAUCGGCACACUGGAGUGGUGGCUGCAUUCCGGAAUAUAUACCGGGAAGGUGGAAUCAAGGGGCUGUACAGAGGCUAUACGGCACACAUGGCACGGAUUACUAUGGGAUCUGCGACUCAGAUGGCCUCAUUUACUGCGUGCAAAGAUUUCUUCGUGCAAUACGAGUUAUUCCAGGAGUCGGUAGUGCUGACAGCGUUGGCAAGUAGUACCGUGGCAGGAUUUUUCACUUCAGUGCUGAUGUCACCGUGUGACGUGAUCACAACCCGGAUGACCAACCAAGGUGUAUCGUCGACCGGCAAAGGAUUGCUGUACAAGAACAUCUUUGAUUGUUUUGUAAAAAUCUACCGAUCUGAAGGAGUUCAUGGGAUGUACAAAGGAUUCGUUCCGCUGUAUGUACGAGUAGUUCCGCAUUCUGUUUUGAAUCUUACCUUUUGGGAUAUCUUCAAAAAACUGUACGAUCGAUACUAGACGGAUGCUCGUAGGGAUGAUGAGCUUUUGUAGAGAUGCUAGACCUAUCACACGUGCACGUAUAAUUGCAAAUCACUAGUCGCAGAUCUGAAGGCAGCAGCAGUAACAAGGAUGGGGAUAAUUGUUACAGUGCCAUAAAUAUAGUACACAUAUUACAACUGACGAA
Molecule: messenger RNA, 1792 nt
Organism: Ochlerotatus camptorhynchus
Lineage: Eukaryota; Metazoa; Arthropoda; Insecta; Diptera; Culicidae
Product: solute carrier family 25 member 35-like
Exons: 2
Coding region: 730-1626 (298 amino acids)
Source: RefSeq, a predicted model, not a curated record